AUGACUAAUGAGGAAGGCCUUAACAAGUCUCUCAUUAAUGACGUUUUAGCCCGCAGUAUGUCAGAAUUCGAUGAUGAUGACGAUGAAGAUGAAAACGAUAGUGACAUGUGUAGAGGUAAUGACGAAGGGGAGGAUGUCUUUGACCUGCCGCUCAAGUUGGGCAUCUCACAAAGCAGAAAUUUCUCUGAAGUAAAUGGUGUGUUGGAUCCGUUAUCCAGUUUGCAUGGUCCAUCCAAGAGGGUGAGAUUUGAAAAACGAAGGCAGCAGCAGCAGCAGCAGCAGCAACAACAGCAACAACAGCAACAUAAUAACGACUUUAAUAUCGAUCCGAGCUUGAAGAGUCCGUCCGGUAAAAAACUGGAUGUGGAACAGCUGAUACAGUCCGCCAGCGAAUUCAACGAUUAUCUUGCUAAUAACAUUGACAAAGUAAAUAGCUUCAAUUCCGAACUUUUAGGCAGCAGUGGUAAACUGCCUGGGAAAGCCAAAAGUGACACAGCAACUCAGGGCACUGGCCGUUUAGAUUCUAUGUCGAACUUUGCUCUUAGCGACACAGAGCUGGACAAUGAUGACGACGAUUAUCUGCUAGAUCCCUUAGCAAAUGGCAGUUCUAGUACUCCGACCGUGGACCGCCAUGGUUACAGUUUAUUAGAUGAUGCUCUGUCUACUUCUGAUAAGGAGAAAAUAUAUACGAACAAGAUCAAUUCUAAUAGUCAAGUAGAUACUGAUGACCGCACUCACGAGAGUGGAAACACGACCAGUGAUAACGAAGAGAAUACCAAUGAGUCAUCUGAGGUCAUAGAUUACACAAAGUUCGAUUCUUUCCCCUACCCUCCAUCGCUUGUCCCCAAUGAAGAGCCGCCGGAUUUGAAAGUACUGAGCAUCGAGUCUGAACAGGAAAACGAAAAAGAGCUACGACGAAUAUCUUUACUCUUGGAUCACUACGAAUCAAUAAAGAAAUUACCAGAUCUAUCGGACGAUGAAGCUUUAUCGAGAUUCCGUGAGAACAUUGAUUUAAUUUUGCAGCUGUCCAAGAGAAUCGAUGAAAACGCAAACACUUUAGCCAUUUCCUCCGAAGAUCCUCAAAAAUUUGUUAAUUUUACAAUGAAAAACCCACCUUCAUUAUCAUUCAAAGAUUUCAUUGAUAGAAUUCAGAAUAAAUGCAUGUUUGGCGCCAUAGUCUACCUCGGUGCCACCUAUUUACUUCAAUUAGUCUUUCUGACUAGAGACGACCUAAACGGCCCUAUCAAGCUAAAGGCCAAACUACAAGAGGACCAAACACAUAGGAUCAUCAUAUCCACAAUACGUAUUGCCACCAAAUUAUUAGAAGAUUUUGUUCAUUCUCAAAAUUACAUCUGCAAAGUUUUCGGAAUAUCCAAAAGGCUGCUAACUAAACUGGAAAUUUCAUUUUUGGCAAGUGUGAACUUCGAUGGGUUAAUGAUCACUUGCGAGAAAUUGGAAAAAACAUCGCACAUCCUCGAAGACACAAGACAGGCAUUGGGAAAUUCAUGA
Molecule: messenger RNA, 1509 nt
Organism: Saccharomyces eubayanus
Lineage: Eukaryota; Fungi; Ascomycota; Saccharomycetes; Saccharomycetales; Saccharomycetaceae
Gene: PCL8
Product: Pcl8p
Exons: 1
Coding region: 1-1509 (502 amino acids)
Biological process (GO): regulation of cyclin-dependent protein serine/threonine kinase activity
Cellular component (GO): cyclin-dependent protein kinase holoenzyme complex; nucleus
Molecular function (GO): cyclin-dependent protein serine/threonine kinase regulator activity; protein kinase binding
Source: RefSeq, a predicted model, not a curated record